ACAAAUGCCGGUUUAAAAAUUUGUUUUUAAGUGUGCAUAAAGUUUUAUACGUGGUGAAAAUAAUUUUUUUUUUUAAUUGGAACGGUUGGAAAUAGAUACACACUAUAUGUAUUGUAUAUACACUAAACUAAUACAUCUAUAUAAAAUAUUUUAUAUUAAAAAUAUUCACCACUAACGGUAGAAAGAGAAAUCAAGAUUUUGAAAAAUUUAGUAUAGAUUGUGUACUUUUCUGUGUAUGAGGUGUGUUCCGUCUGCUAGAGUAAACUAUAUUUAGUGAAUGGCAAUAUUAAAAGGAAAAAAACAAAAAAAAAAUUUUAUUAAAAUAAUUAAUUAAAUAAACCAAAAGUUUUUCUAAACAAAAGAUUUAAAAUAAGGUGUAAAUUAUUAAAAUAUGUUUGAAUUUGAAGAUAUGAGCACUGGUUUUCAUGAUGUUUUUCUUAGCAAGUAUGCGGAUUCAUCGGGUCCCAUACUUGAUUUGUAUAUAUCCGAUUCUAUGCAAGACAUGUUGGAUAUUGACAUUAGAUCAGAAGUAGCAACUGUAGUGGGAGGCACAAACGAGUUUAGUUCGUUAGUAAAUGAUCUGCCAUCAUUAGAGCUGGAUUCAAAUUCACAUGAUGGAGAAGCAUCGUGGCUUGGCGGGCCAAAAUGGUCAGCUCCAAAUGAUUAUUAUGCAGAUGUUGGAGCAUGUGUAAAUCCGAAUUCAGUUAUGCCCAUAAUAACAUCUUCAAUAUUAAAUUCACAAAAAUGUCAAAUAAAUUUGAAUACGAAUAAUUAUAAACAAAAUUUAACAUCACCACCACCAAGUCCCAAGGAAAACAAGAGUCAUUUAACAUUUUCACCAAAUCAAAUAAAGGUACCUUCUUCAGCUCAUGAUAUUAUUCGUAAGCCAUCAUCACUUGCUUUACCGAAUGAAUUGGAUUCAGUAAAAAAGGAUCUACGCAAUUUAAAUGGAAAUGAAAGCGAUGGAAAAAGUAUAUUGAAAACAGAAAAUAAAAUGAAUAAUGGCAAUAACAUUACAAUAGGGAAAACUUAUAGUAGUAAUAAUAUGAAUAAUAAUAUUAACAAUAACAUAAAUAAUAACAUUAAUAAUAAUAGUAAUAAUAACAAUAAUAAUAACACUAGAUUAACAAAUCAUCAUAUUAACACAAAUUCUAUACUACCAGGUGCCGGCAAUACUAUCAAAUUGGCACCCGGAAUAGGAGGUUUAACUUUUGCCAGCAAUUUCGCUUAUACAAAACUGAAGCAGCAAAAUAUAAAUAGUAGCAAUAAUACUCAAAUUAAGCUAAAUAGUUCUCAAUCGAUAACAUCACUUAAUACAAAUAAUAUAAAACGUGAUCGUGAAACAUCUAGUCCUCUGCAAAGCCAGAAUUUUAACACGAUUACGAAUGGUAAUUACACAACAUCUAAUAACCAGCAGCAAAUUCAUAUUCAACAAAGUGGAAAAAUUAUAUCAAGAAAUAUAUUAGUCCAAAGUAAAAAUUUAUCAGCUAUAAAUAGUAACAGUAAUUAUGUAAGCUCUCCAGUUGGAUCACCACAAGCAACUAAUCAAGUAAAUAAUAACACAUCAACAAACAAAAGCAGCAAAUCCAAGCAGCCAGUUGUUGUGAGCGAAUUUCCAAAACCAGCGUACUCAUAUUCUUGUUUGAUUGCUAUGGCAUUGAAAAAUUCCAGAAGUGGAUCAUUACCCGUAUCAGAAAUCUAUAGUUUCAUGUGUGAACAUUUUCCAUAUUUUAAAACAGCACCAAAUGGUUGGAAAAACAGUGUCAGACACAAUUUAUCCUUAAAUAAAUGUUUUGAAAAAAUUGAGAAACCAGCUACAAAUGGUGGCCAGCGCAAAGGAUGUUUAUGGGCCAUGAAUCCCUCAAAAAUCACAAAAAUGGACGAGGAAGUGCAAAAAUGGUCGCGUAAAGAUCCAAUGGCCAUACGUAAAGCAAUGGUAUAUCCCGAAAAUUUGGAAGCUCUAGAACGAGGCGAAAUGAAACACGGCAGCACUGGAGAUAGCGAUGUUGAAAACGACGGCCAAUCAGAUGUCGACGAAGGAAGUGAUAUGGAAGCCGAAAAUGACAUUGAUGAUGUUUUGAUAGAAACACCAGAAUCCAUGGAAGAGGAAGAUGAUGAACAAAACCAGCAACACAUUCAGUUACAUGAUAGAGAUUUUGAUAUUGAGGUGCAAGAUAUUUAUGAUGCUAUAGAUUUGGAAGAUGAUAAGGAAUCGCUUCACUUAACCUUACGGCAAAAUGAUUUGCUUGAGUAUACCACAAAUGAAUAUCCAUCACCGAAGAGAACCAAAGUUGAUGUAAAUUAUACUGUGCAAAAUAUUGAUUCAAUUAAAACUAUAUCUUCGUCACCAUCCUCGCGAAAUCAUCAACAAAUAAUUACCACUCAACAGCAUUUAAGUGUACAGCAUAAUAGGCGAAAAACUCAACUCAUAAACAGAGUAGCAUAGUAUUAAAAUUGAACAUGCAAAUAUUUAAAAAUAUUUAAAAUAUAUAUAAUAGAUUUUAACUUAAUAUAUUUAAUUUUAAUAAAAAAAAUACAUACGUAGUACUUUAAAAUAUUCAAUAAAUAUAGAUAUAAGUAAUUCAUUAUUAUUUAAGAUAGCCGAAAAAAAUUCGAUUGCAUAUGGAAAGUCUUCUUUUUUAGCAGCAUUUUAAGUUCAUAAUGUUAUACGAUUUUUCUUAGACUUUGUUUUUGAAAAAUUCAUAUAAUUAGACAAAAAAACUUAUUUUGAAACUGAAAUUCAGUUUUUUAAGUUAAAUACGAGGGCUGCUAAAAAUUUUCAUUCAAGUUCAUACUUUUUAUUUUAAGUAUUUAUAAAAUUCCAAAAAUAAAAAAAAAACUUUAGAUUAUGUUUAGUUUUAUUUUAAUCUAAAAAAAUUCACUUAAUUUUAACAAGUGAUUUAUAAAGUACAAAAAAUGUAAUUCGUUGUAAUUUUGUCAAUAAAUUAAUUUUUAAUUUGUA
This is a messenger RNA of Condylostylus longicornis, 2962 nucleotides long. It is a transcript of the gene jumu, whose product is annotated as serine/threonine-protein kinase pakE. Gene Ontology annotation, molecular function: transcription cis-regulatory region binding; DNA-binding transcription factor activity, RNA polymerase II-specific. The record is from RefSeq and is a predicted model, not a curated record. Gene Ontology annotation, biological process: regulation of transcription by RNA polymerase II. The transcript has 4 exons. The coding region runs from base 392 to 2446 and encodes 684 amino acids. NCBI's taxonomy places the organism in Eukaryota, Metazoa, Arthropoda, Insecta, Diptera, Dolichopodidae.